Cucurbita pepo subsp. pepo (vegetable marrow) is the source of this 1211-nucleotide messenger RNA. RefSeq names its product mitogen-activated protein kinase kinase kinase 18. Lineage: Eukaryota; Viridiplantae; Streptophyta; Magnoliopsida; Cucurbitales; Cucurbitaceae. The record is from RefSeq and is a predicted model, not a curated record. Gene Ontology annotation, molecular function: protein kinase activity; ATP binding. Gene Ontology annotation, biological process: signal transduction; protein phosphorylation.
UCAAAAUGGAGUGGACUAGAGGCCACGUCAUCGGCCAAGGCUCCUCUGCCACCGUCUUCCUCGCCACCGCCUCUCCCGGCGGCGAUAUCUUCGCCGUCAAAUCCGCCGAGGUUUCUCUCUCGCAAUCUCUACAGAGAGAGCAAUGCUUCCUUUCUUCUUUAGCCUCUCCGUAUGUGGUUUUUAGUAGAGGCUGCGAUGUCCGUACAGAACAGAGUGGCAUCGUGAUGUUCAAUUUGUUCAUGGAGUAUUUACCCAACGGCUCACUCGCCGACGCGAUUCGCCGCCGUGGAGGGCGGCUGGACGAGGCGGCGAUCGGAAAUUACACGCGGGACUUACUACAGGGAUUACAGUACAUUCAUUCAAAAGGCUUAGUACAUUGCGACAUUAAAGCCCGAAACGUUUUGAUUGGCCGAGACGGUAAGGCGAAACUGGCGGAUUUCGGAUGCGCCAAGUGGGCGACCCAGACGGAAGUAAUCGGCGGGACGCCCCUGUUUAUGGCGCCUGAAGUGGCUCGUGGUGAGCACCAAGGACUCGCCUCCGACAUUUGGUCAAUUGGGUGUACAAUCAUUGAAAUGGCCACCGGCGGCGGCUCGCCAUGGCUGAACACAACCGACAACGACCCAAUUUCCGCCCUGUAUCGAAUUGGGUAUUCCGGCCAGUCGCCGGAAAUUCCAUCUUUUUUAUCCCAGAAAGCGAAGGAUUUUUUAGAGAAGUGUUUUAGGAGAAACCCAAAAGAGAGAUGGACGGCGAUUCAGCUUCUAAAUCACCCAUUUUUAAGGGAAGUGAAUUCCAUUUCCACCGGAAAGAAAAUCCGGGAAGUUGAUUCAGAUUCUCCGACGAGUGUUGUAGAACAGGGGAUUUGGAGAUCAAUUGAAGAAUCCAGAUUUUUCCGACCCAGUUGGUCGCCGACAGAGCAGAUCCGACGGCUGGCAAUGGAUUCAGGGGAGGCGAGAUGGACAGAGGAUGAGAAUUGGACGACGAUCCGAAGCGAAGAAGUGGGUGAGGAAGAGAGAGGCGGUGGCGGCAAAGGGUGGUUGGCAAUGGCAAUGGAAUUCAUAGAUAAGAAGAAUGUUAGGUGUAGAAUUAGUAGAAAUGAUUUGGCGGACAAUAGUUGUACGAACAUCAUUAGUGUUGUUCAUAAUAAUAUUAAUCAUCUCUGUUUUCUUACCCAUAAACAUAAAUUUGUUCCUUUAAUCCCAAGUUUAUUAUGA